AUGUUAAAACUCAAUAUUCUCAUUGGUUUAGUAUUUAUACUUUCAUCAGUGAAAGGACUACAGAUUGAACAUGAAAUUUCAAAUUCAAUUGCAUCAGAAAGUGGAAGUAAAAUCAGCAAAAUUGUAGAAGGUUAUCCAUUCGAGGAAUAUGAAGUUACAACUCCUGAUGAAUAUAUUCUUAAAGUUAUAAGAAUUUCGGGAAGUCCUAAUAGCCCACCAAGUUAUGGUAAAACAGUUGUUUUCUUACAACAUGGCCUCUUAAGUUCAUCAGCAGACUGGUUAGUGUUAGGAAGAAACAAAGCCUUGGCAUAUCUUCUUGCCGAUCAAGGAUAUGACGUAUGGCUUGGAAAUGCUCGAGGCAAUACGCUUUCUAGAAAACAUCAGUAUUUAUCACCAAAUCGUAGAGACUUCUGGGAUUUCUCAUGGCAUCAAAUAGGGCAAAUUGAUUUACCCGCGAUGAUUGAUUUUGUUUUGUUAAACACGGGACAAAAGAACUUGCAUUAUAUUGGCCAUUCGCAAGGAACUACAGCCUUCUUUGUAAUGGCUUCACUUCGAACGGAAAUGAAUGCAAAAAUUAAGACAAUGCAAGCUUUUGCUCCAGUGGCUUUCAUGUCCAAUUUAGCUUCACCAUUUUUGAGAAUAGUCGCUCCUUUCGCUGACUCAAUUGAUACAGUCAUGUCAAUGCUUGGAGUCUAUGAAUUUUUACCAUCUAAUGAGAUGCUGGUAAAAGGUGGUCAACUUAUUUGCAAGGAUGAAUCGCCUAUUCAAGAAGUCUGUGCCAACGUUCUUUUUCUUAUUGGUGGCUUCAAUUCGCCUCAGUUAAAUCGAACAAUUAUUCCAGCCAUAUUGGAAAACACCCCAGCAGGAUCGUCUGUCGAUCAACUCGUUCAUUACGCUCAAGGCAUCAAUUCGGGAAAGUUCAGAAUGUUUGAUUUUGGAUUAACAAAAAAUCUUUUCAAGUAUGGAUCAAUUUUCCCACCAGAUUAUAAGUUGAGUUCCGUAACUGCUCCAGUAUUUUUGCAUUACUCAAACAACGAUUGGUUGGCUGCACUCAAAGAUGUAAAUGAACUCAAAGGUAAACUCGGAAAUGUUCGCGGUGAAUAUUUUGUUCCAGACAUGAAGUUCAACCAUUUGGAUUUUAUAUUUGCUACUGAUGCUGAUAUUUUAGUUUACAAUCGUGCCAUCGACGUCAUCGCAAAUAAUUUGUAGAUUUCGUAAUAACUGCGGCAUAUGUGACGCAAUUUAUGUUUAUAAACUGAUAAAGCAUUUAAUAUUUUCGCAUUUAAUAUUUGAGAAUGUUUUUAUUCGUUACAUUCGAUAAGGAAAUGUUGAUUUCUUAAUAAAUAAAUUAAAAAAUAAAAAUAUUUUAGCGUUGAGGA
This is a messenger RNA of Clunio marinus, 1379 nucleotides long. NCBI's taxonomy places the organism in Eukaryota, Metazoa, Arthropoda, Insecta, Diptera, Chironomidae. The record is from the annotation of a GenBank genome assembly.